AUUUGUACCUCUCUCCGCUUCUCACCCCUUUCUCCCCACACACACAUAUUUCGAAUCCGCUUUCACACAGCAAAAAAAACCAGCCCCCCCCAAAAAAGCACACAGCGAAUUAAUUUUUUUUUGCCAAAAAACCCCAAAUCCUGUACCAAACCACAAACCCUUGCAUAUACAUACAUGUAUACAUAUACGCAUCAGCUGUAGAGAGAGAGAAUUUACAUACACACACAGAUAUACACAUAUACAUAUACAUCGGAGAGCGACUGAGAUAUGGAGUACCAAGGACAGCACGAACAAGACGACGAUGUUUACGGCGGUGAGCUGCCUCAGUCUGAGGAUUCCUACAUGGAAUCUGAUUUUGACUUAUCUGCCGAAGCCGCCGCUACCGCCGCCGCCGCCGCCGGAGGCGACGAUUCCAAAGCUAAGGAGCUGGAGGGUAUGAAGAAGAGGCUGCAGGAGAUUGAGGAAGAGGCAGGGGAGCUUCGACAAAUGCAGGCGAAAGUCGAGAAACAGCUAGGCAAUGCUGAAGAAGAUGCAACUGGUGCCUCUGUUACCCAGGCUGAGAAGGAGGAGGUGGAUUCUCGUUCCAUUUAUGUUGGCAACGUCGACUAUGCAUGCACACCUGAGGAGGUGCAGCAGCAUUUUCAGUCUUGUGGGACUGUGAACAGGGUUACUAUUCUGACCGAUAAGUUUGGUCAGCCCAAAGGUUUUGCUUAUGUAGAGUUUGUGGAAGUUGAGGCUGUUCAAAAUGCUCUGCUGCUAAAUGAAACUGAGCUGCAUGGCCGUCAGCUUAAGGUUUCUGCUAAGCGAACUAAUGUACCUGGAAUGAAGCAAUUUCGCGGGAGACGUCCAUCAAGAAGGCCUUUCAUGCCUGGACCACCGAUGUACGUUCCUUAUGGUUAUGGGAGUUUUCCGAGGUUUAGGCGUCCUAUGCGCUAUAUGCCGUACUGAUCGAAGCUUCCCUAGUUGUUGGCAUGCAGUUAGAUGGUGGGGAAAAGGUCGCGAUAUAGCUUUACAUAUAUAAAUCUUUUCGGUCUUUCCCAUAGAACUACAUCUUUUACUUUGAAAAACCAAAAAAAAAGACACCAUAUACUGUGAAUGCAUGCAUGCCAAUAGGCAGAAAAAAUUUAGUGUUUGAUAAUUGGAACUUCUUGUAUUAGCUAAAACAAUGUUGUGCUAUUAGCUUGCAUGAAAUUGCAACUUCAUAUAGAAAAUAGCCAGAGGAUUUUAUUAUAGUCAUUAUCUCAUGUUCCAUUUCUUA
Molecule: messenger RNA, 1258 nt
Organism: Erythranthe guttata (spotted monkey flower)
Lineage: Eukaryota; Viridiplantae; Streptophyta; Magnoliopsida; Lamiales; Phrymaceae
Product: polyadenylate-binding protein 1
Molecular function (GO): poly(A) binding
Source: RefSeq, a predicted model, not a curated record